UAGCAGCUGAGGCGUCUAUGGAGUAACUCUUUGUGGAUCUCAAUCUGACUGGGAGCUUUUUGACUCUGUUAUUUUACAGACAUAAGGACUUAUUGGGAUUAAAACAAGUUAUUUGAUAGGAAAGAUAAUGGCUGAUUCAGGUUUCCCAUUACCACCAGACUCUUUCUGCCCACUAUGUGCUGAUGGACUAAGGGACCCAGUCACCAUUCCCUGUGGUGACACUUACUGCCUGGAGUGCAUCAAGAUCUAUUGGGAUCAGUUCGACCAAAUGGGUGUGUACAGCUGCCCUCAGUGCCGGGCAACUUUCACACCUCGACCUGUCCUGAAACGUAAUGUGCCGGAUGUUCAGCACCAGCCUCAGCCCCGCCAGCAGCUUCCAGAGCUAACCCCCUUUCCUUACAUGCACCGUGAAUCCUACUGCGACUUCUGCGUUGGCCGCCGCAACAGGGCCGUCAAGUCAUGCCUCAUGUGCCUGGCUUAUUACUGCGAGACACAUGUCAAGCCUCACUAUGAAUCGUCCACGUUCAAGAGGCACAAGCUCGUGGACGAGACGGGCCACCUGGACAGGAAGAUCUGCCCCCAGCACGAGAAAGGCCUGGAGCUGUUCUGUCGCUCUGACCAGAUGUGUAUCUGUGUGCUGUGCACUGUCAGAGAGCACCGCGGCCACAACAUUGCCUCAGCCGAAGAAGAGCGUAUUGAGAAACAAAAAGUUCUGGUGGUCACCCAGUCCGAAGUGCAGCACAUCAUUUCAGAAAGGAUGAAAGAGUUGCAGGACCUCAAGCACAAUGUGGAUGUUCUAAAAAACGCCGCCCAGCGCGCACAGACUGAGAGUGAUAAGACCUUCCAUGAAAUGCUGCAGGCAGUCGAGCGCUGGAAGUCUGAAAUCAAUCAGAUGAUAAUGGCCAACAUGCAGGCAGCCAUGACACAGGCUGAUGGUUACGUUGAGCGCCUUGAACAGGAGAUAAUGGAGCUACAGCGCCGAGACGCUGAGCUACGACAGAUCCUCGAAACAGAGGACAACAUUCACUUCCUGCAGAAUUUUCCCACUCUAUGCGUUCCCCCGGAGGCCAUGGUUCCUAAAGUUCUCAUCAACCCCCAGUUCUCUUUUGGAGAAAUAAGUAGAACCGCCAUAGAGAUGAAAGAAAAUCUGGAUGACAUCUGUAAAAAGGAGCUGAGCAAGAUCUCCAAGACAGUCAGCGAAACGCCUGUGUACAUACUUUUGCCAAGGAACGGGGACAAACGUCUGAAAGUUCCUUCCAGGGUUGAUUUUCAGGAGCCCAAAUCCAGAACAGACUUUUUGAGAUAUGCGUGCAAGCUGUCCUUUGACCCAAACACCGUCUACAAAGAGCUGGUGUUGUCGGAUGGGAAUCAGAGAGUCACUCGGAAGAAAAGCACCCAGUUUUAUUCAGACCAUCCAGAACGCUUUGAUGGCUUUUCCCAGGUGCUGUGCAAGGAGGCUCUGUCUGGUUUCAGGUUCUACUGGGAGGCCGAGUGGAGUGGGGAGUUCUCCAUAGGUGUGGCCUACAAGAGCAUCAGUCGUAAGGGCAAGAACUCACACAGUCUUCUGGGUUACAACGAUAAGUCGUGGAGUCUCCUCUGCUCUGACUCAGGCUACUCAGCCUGGCACAACAAAGCAGACAAAGAUCUCCCGAAUGCUCCCAGGGCCACACGGAUAGGUGUGUACUUGGACUAUGCAGGCAAUACUCUGGCCUUCUAUUCAAUAUCAAACACAAUGGAGCUCAUCCACACAUUCAGAGCUCAGUUCAGCGAGCCUCUGUAUGCUGGUUUUGGGGUUGGCUCCUCUGUCACCCUCUGCCAGUUGAAGCAGAACACUGCGCCUUAUACUUAAAGAUUAUUAAUUUCAAAGGUCACUAUACUCAUAUUGAAGGAAAAUUUAAAAUAAUUUGAACAGUUGUUAAUUUCAUGCAAACCAUUUAUAAAAUGAAGACACUUGGUUUGUGCAUACAUUAUUUUCUAUCAUUUUUAACCCACUUUGUAACCUGUAAAAUCUAUCAACGGAUCAAACACUGCUACCCACUGUCUAAUUUACCUUGCUUUUCAAAUCACACAAACAUGUCUUAUUUUAAAAUGUCUUGAUUUUAAGUAAAAUGCACUCUUUUUGACCCUCAAAUGUUUUAAAUAAGCAUUAUUUAAAAUACGCAAUAAUUGACUGUUAGCUGUUUAUUUCAAAACAAAUGCUGUACAGUGGUGCUGUAUAUAUUUUAUUUCUAAUAACUGUUGGAUAUGACUACAUAUGUCCCCAUGGAAGGGAUAAGAAAGUUUAAAAGAAAUAAAUUGAAUGUACUUCCUAAAUAUUUCUCUUGAAGUAGAGUUAAAUCCCUAUUUAACGUAUUUAGUCAGUGCAAGCCAGCUUUAUUUGUUCUUUUGGUCACUGUCUUUUUGUUAUAUUUUCAUAUAUUUUUCUUGUUUUCAUUUUAAUCACCUUAUUAGUAAUAUAUGUGUGGAUAAUAUAUGCAUUGAAACGUUCAUUUAUUAAUAAUUCUAUAACAUUUUAAUGUAAAAAAACAUAAAGAGCUUUUAAACUAAAAUUAUAACAUGUGCUUUAUUAGGUCUUCUGGCAUUUCAAUGUACUUUUAUAUCAGAAUAUAACACGUCAUUUCUGAACCUAUAUAAGUAGGCAGAUUCUUGUGAUUAGAGCCUUUUAUUAGAGGAUUUGAACCACUGGAAGUCAGCAAAACCUUUUUGUAAGUGAUUGAGUUACUCUUACUUUUUUUAAGACCUUGAGAACAUAUUAGAAACACACCUACAUACACAACCAAAACCGUGGCCAGGAUCACAAGCGAGGAAAAUCCAUCUCUCUGCCAACAUAUAACAAUUAAACACAUUUAGGUAGCAGACAUGGUUUUGUCAUGAGUCAAAAUUAUCAAAC
Fundulus heteroclitus (mummichog) is the source of this 2890-nucleotide messenger RNA. It is a transcript of the gene ftr84, whose product is annotated as finTRIM family, member 84. The record is from RefSeq and is a predicted model, not a curated record. The transcript has 7 exons. Lineage: Eukaryota; Metazoa; Chordata; Actinopteri; Cyprinodontiformes; Fundulidae. Gene Ontology annotation, molecular function: zinc ion binding; protein binding. Bases 128 to 1849 code for a protein of 573 amino acids.